AUGGCCAAUGAGACUGAGGCUGCUCCUAUCGACAGUGCUACCACCACUCCCGUUGUGAGUGUACAUGGAAAUAGCGACCCGGAAAAAGGACUCGCGCCAUCGGAAAAAGAUGAACCAUCUGCCGAGAAGUCAAUUGCUGCUGGCCCAGCACCGACAACACCAGCGGUCGGUCCACCACCUGAUGGAGGUGCGCAGGCAUGGCUGGUCGUACUGGGAGCUUUCUGCGGUUUAUUCGUUAGCUUCGGCUGGAUAAACUGCAUCGGAGUAUUCCAAGAAUACUACCAAAGUCACCAACUGAGCGAGUUCUCCACCAGCACAGUAACAUGGAUUACAUCGCUAGAGACCUUCAUGAUGUUCUUCUGCGGCCCAAUAUUCGGAACCAUGUUCGACAGCUACGGCCCACGCUGGAUCCUCCUCCUCGGUACAAUCCUCCACGUCUUCGGCCUAAUGAUGGCCUCCCUCUCAACAGGUUACUACCAAUUCAUCCUGGCACAGGGAAUCUGCAGCCCAAUCGGCGCAAGCGCCAUCUUCAACGCCUCCGUCAACUCCGUCAGCACCUGGUUCGCCAAGCGUCGUGGUUUCGCCCUCGGCGUAACAGCCUCUGGAUCCAGUCUGGGUGGAGUUAUCUUCCCGAUCAUGGUCACCCAACUAAUUCCCAAAGUCGGGUUCCCCUGGGCGAUGAGAAUCUGCGCAUUCCUCAUUUUGUUCAUGUUGGGUAUCGCCAAUCUCACACUGAAGUCGAGAUUACCGCAUCGUCCUAAGCCAUUUGAUAUCCUGAAUUUCGUGAGACCGUUGGCUGAGCUCAAGUUCGCGCUUACGCUUGCUGGUGCUUUUUGUUUCUUCUGGGGAAUGUUUUUGCCGUUUACUUUUGUUAUUACCCAGGCCGAGAGAUAUGGCAUGUCUGCUCAUCUGGCUGGGUAUCUGGUUCCGAUUUUGAAUGCUUCUAGUAUCUUCGGCCGCACACUCCCAGGUUAUUUAGCUGACAAGGUUGGCCGCUUCAAUAUGAUGGUUAUAACAACGUUCUUCUCAUCCAUCCUCGUUUUGGCCCUCUGGCUACCCUCAAGGGGCAACGUCCCGGCAAUUUUGUUCAGCGCCCUAUACGGCUUUGGCUCUGGUGCGUUUGUCUCACUUGCACCCGCUCUUGUAGCGCAGAUCUCCGAUCUUCACCAGGUGGGCGUGCGUAAUGGCACUUUCUUUGCUGUUAUCUCAUUUGCGGCCUUGACUGGUACCCCCAUUGGUGGUGCUUUGGUGCCGGAUGUUCUCCACGGCGAUUAUACUCGACUACAGAUAUUCUGUGGUGUUGUCAUGACCGUUGGGUCGGUUUUGUUCGUUUUUGCCAGGGGGGCUGUUGGUGGGUUCAAACUUAACAAGGUAUAA
Molecule: messenger RNA, 1377 nt
Organism: Penicillium hordei
Lineage: Eukaryota; Fungi; Ascomycota; Eurotiomycetes; Eurotiales; Aspergillaceae
Product: MCT family MFS transporter
Exons: 4
Coding region: 1-1377 (458 amino acids)
Biological process (GO): transmembrane transport
Cellular component (GO): fungal-type vacuole membrane
Molecular function (GO): transmembrane transporter activity
Source: RefSeq, a predicted model, not a curated record